CGGAGUAUUAGGAGGGGGAGGUUGCCUAUCUUCACCUGUGGCUGCAAGUUCGGCCUCACAUAUCGACAAUAUGGACAAGAAAAUAUUCCAAUGGGAACGUGCAAUUGGAACGCGAACCUACCUCAUUUCCUCGGACCAGUCGCUUCUUCCUCAUAGCUUUGUCCAAGAGGCAUAUGCAACAGAUGCCGUAUUUUGGGCAAAGCCUCUCACGCCUGCAAAGCUGACAACUUUGCUUGAUAACAGCCUCACGCUCGGCGUCUUCGUGGUCUCGGAUGGAACCAAAACGGCUGUCGGCAUGGCACGCAUGAUAACUGACUACACGACGCUCGCCUACCUAACCGAUGUAUACCUCAUUCCCGAACACCAAGGCCAAGGAGUGGGCAAGUGGCUUAUCAGGUGCUGUCGCGAGAUUUGCAUGGAUAUGGAAGACCUCCGGUUCAUGGUGCUCCUGACGGGCAGCGAGCAGGCACAGGCAUUGUACAGAAAGGAAUUGGGCAUGGCCAAGUUGGAUGGCGGGGAGGUGGGAUUAACGUGUAUGGGCGCCCGGCGAACGGCACUCUUUGAGGCGGCAUCCGCGGGGUCCCCAAAGUAAAGCAGGACCGGGCGCAGGGCAGGGCGGAUGCUCGUGGCGCAUGUAGCUACCCACAAGCACCCAUGGAUGAUUGUGGCCAACGAUCGAGGGCGGUAGUGCAAGAAACGUGCGACGACGGUUGGGCUCGAAUCAUGGCAGGGAGUGUAGCUAGAUGAGGCCUAGAGCCGGGCCCUUUGCACAUGCAAGUCAGUGGGUUAGCGCCAAUGUCGCAAUGCAUUUUUCACCAUCACCA
This is a messenger RNA of Bipolaris sorokiniana ND90Pr, 824 nucleotides long. RefSeq lists its product as uncharacterized. The record is from RefSeq and is a predicted model, not a curated record. The coding region runs from base 71 to 592 and encodes 173 amino acids. Lineage: Eukaryota; Fungi; Ascomycota; Dothideomycetes; Pleosporales; Pleosporaceae. The transcript has a single exon. Gene Ontology annotation, molecular function: acyltransferase activity, transferring groups other than amino-acyl groups.